AUUUUGUGUUUAAUCGAAACAGUUUUAACAUUAACAAUGCAGUUGAACAUAAUCAAGUGAGCCGUGUUCAUAAACUGUAUUUUGCAAGUUGGCCUGUGAAAUAAUAAAAAUGUCGUUUUUAAUAAGUUUAUAUGUUUCAUCAACAGCUAAAAAUAUCUCGAUUUUAUGAUAGUUAAAUACUUAUUAUCGUUCUGUAAACGUUUUUUCCGAUAGUUUAACGUAACUCGUGUUAGCUAGGUUAUCUCACCCGAUUAACAGGACUUUCUGCUAAACACAACCUUCUGCUGUAUUGCGAAAAUAGGUCUUGUCUAGGUUAGUGCGUGUUAUUAAAUAUCGGCUAUUGAAAAUUUGGAUUUCAAUUGGAUUAACCAGUUCAUGCACCGGUGAGGACAGUCACACAUUACCAUGGAGGACGCCCACUGCAAGUCGGUGGACGAAGUUUUAAAUUAUUUCGGAGUCGACCCAGAGAGAGGGUUAACGCCCGACCAAAUUAAAAGAAACCAAGAAAAAUAUGGUCCCAACGAAUUGCCCACAGAAGAGGGAAAGUCAAUAUGGCAACUAGUCCUGGAACAGUUUGAUGACCUCUUAGUUAAGAUCCUAUUGUUAGCUGCUAUCAUAUCUUUUGUACUCGCUUUAUUUGAGGAACACGAUGACCAGAUCACAGCGUUCGUUGAGCCUUUCGUCAUCUUGCUUAUCCUCAUCGCCAACGCCAUUGUGGGAGUGUGGCAGGAAAGAAAUGCAGAGUCAGCCAUUGAAGCGCUCAAGGAGUACGAGCCGGAGAUGGGCAAGGUAGUGCGUGGUGACAAGGCUGGAGUACAAAAAGUCAGAGCCAAGGAGAUCGUCCCCGGAGACAUCGUUGAGGUGUCUGUGGGUGACAAGAUCCCAGCCGACAUCAGGCUGAUCAAGAUCUUCUCCACCACUCUGAGGAUUGACCAGUCCAUUCUUACUGGAGAGUCUGUCUCAGUCAUCAAGCACACUGAUGCUAUCCCUGACCCCAGGGCUGUCAACCAGGACAAGAAGAACAUCCUGUUCUCUGGCACCAACGUUGCGGCUGGCAAGGCUCGUGGAGUCGUCAUGGGCACCGGUCUUAACACUGCCAUCGGCAAGAUCCGUACUGAGAUGAGUGAAACUGAGGAGAUCAAGACACCCCUGCAGCAGAAGCUGGACGAGUUCGGUGAGCAACUGUCCAAGGUCAUCUCCGUCAUCUGCGUUGCUGUCUGGGCCAUCAACAUCGGUCACUUUAAUGAUCCCGCUCAUGGCGGUUCCUGGAUUAAGGGUGCUGUCUACUACUUCAAGAUUGCUGUGGCUCUGGCUGUGGCUGCUAUCCCUGAGGGUCUGCCUGCUGUCAUCACCACCUGCUUGGCCCUGGGAACCAGAAGGAUGGCCAAGAAGAACGCUAUUGUGAGGUCUCUGCCCUCUGUGGAGACCCUGGGUUGCACAUCUGUUAUCUGCUCUGACAAGACUGGCACACUCACCACCAACCAGAUGUCUGUCUCAAGGUCAGUCACUACACCAGCAUUAAAACUAGUUUUCUCCUUUUAAUACGUCAAAACUCUG
This is a messenger RNA of Homalodisca vitripennis (glassy-winged sharpshooter), 1557 nucleotides long. RefSeq names its product calcium-transporting ATPase sarcoplasmic/endoplasmic reticulum type-like. NCBI's taxonomy places the organism in Eukaryota, Metazoa, Arthropoda, Insecta, Hemiptera, Cicadellidae. Bases 406 to 1542 code for a protein of 378 amino acids. The record is from RefSeq and is a predicted model, not a curated record. Gene Ontology annotation, cellular component: membrane. Gene Ontology annotation, molecular function: ATP hydrolysis activity; P-type calcium transporter activity; ATP binding. The transcript is spliced from 9 exons. Gene Ontology annotation, biological process: calcium ion transmembrane transport; intracellular calcium ion homeostasis.